UUGUUUCACACAGUAUUGUAAAUAUGACUAGUAGAAUAAUGUACAAGUUUAGUUGAAACACAAAAUUAGCAGCAGUUGGUGCAAAUUAUCUAUUUCAUGGUCUAGCACCAUUGAAUUAUAUGGAAAGAUGUUAAAAUGAUCAAAAUAUUUUGCAUAAUAAUUUUAGAGAUAUUUCACGCGAUUUCGAUGACCACAGGUCGGUCGUCUGUUGGAAACUGUUUCAUCGAAAGUGAAACACUGAAAUGCCAAGGAAAAUUACCGAAAGUGAAAUAUAAAGAUAAUGUGACAGCUUUGGAAUUGUCGUUUCUUCCGAUAGAGAUCCUCGAUUUCCACUUCAUAUUAGAAGAGUAUCCAAAUUUGCGAAACAUCUCCGUUCGCAAUAGCAGCAUAAGGUCAUUAAUUCCUUCAGAAGAUAACAAUAAUGUAAAGGUUCUCAGAAUGAAUAACCUUCAACUAUCUAAAAUAAGUCAUAACUUUCUAGAACACUUUCCGAAUAUUGAAAUUCUCAGUCUCGAAGGAAACAACUUGAGAGAAAUGAGUGAACAUUUCUUUUUAGGAAAUAUUAAAGAGCUCUACCUAGGAAGUAACAAAUGGAAUUGCUCAAAAGAUCUUGGAUGGGUUCUGCAUCUGAACACCACAGCGGCCAAAGAUUUGAGCACAUUGACUUGUCACGGACUUCCAUAUUCAGGAAAAGAAAUACUUCCCAUAUCCCGUUAUCAAAAAGAAUGUGAUGAUUUGUGUUUUCUAGUCAUAAAUAAAGACACUAUCAAGGUGGGAAGAUCACCAAAUUGUGAUGUAGUAAUGGAAGAGAAUAAAAUGAACAGAAAUUACCUUGCUAGUGUUAGCAAGGUUCACUUCACACUCACAUUAGAUUCCGAAACAAAUGUACUAUAUUUAACUGACCUGAGUAAAAAUGGUACUUUCAUAUCUGGUACAAGAGCAGUAAAGCAUACUAAAAUUCGUCUGAAGGACAAGGCUCAGAUAGCAAUUGGACAUAAAGAUUAUAAUGUGUAUACUCUUCAAGUCAUUGAAAAUCUACCUGAUACCUUGAGUCCAGUUGGAACAUGUAUUUCUCCAAGUAUUCAAUGUAAGAUAUUACCUAUAUGGGGUCGACUUAUAUCCUGUAUGUUACAUUUAGAAUCAUGUGUGUAUUUAUACAAAUGCAUGGCUUCCGAAGACAUGAGCUAUUUGCCACCAAAUUUGAAACAAACAUAUCUACCCUGUAAAAUACUAGGUAGUGGAGCAGUGGGAGAAGUGAGACUGGCAUUUGAGAAGUAUACCUGUAAGAUGGUAGCUAUAAAAAAAAUUCUCAAAGGCAGAAGCACCACCUCACAAAUGUACAAACUGAAUCACCCCAACAAAAUCCAGACUGAAAUAAGUAUCCUACAAACACUAAAGCAUCCGUUCAUCAUAAAAAUGGAAGACAUCGUUGAAACGCCCGAGGAAGUGUAUAUUGUUUUGGAAUAUAUGAAAGGUGGCGUAUUAAGUAACAGGAUUACAUCAAAUGUUCCACUGAGCGAAUCCAACAUCAAAUUUUUAUUCUAUCAGAUGGUCCUAGCGGUACAAUACCUUCAUGGUAAAGGUAUAACCCACCGCGAUUUAAAGCCUGAUAAUGUUCUGCUUCACUCAGAUGAAGUAGAAACGUUGUUGAAGGUGUCCGAUUUCGGACUAAGUAAAGUAACUGAAGGAAAUGACAUGAUGAUGACCGUUUGCGGUACAAUGUGCUACAUAGCUCCGGAAAUGCUCGACAAUAAGAUCAAGGAAUACAAUAAACAGGUGGACGUGUGGAGUUUGGGGGAUACUCCUAUGCAAUAUAAAGUGCAAUGCCUUCUGGAAAGCAAUCUGGAAACCGAUGAAAUUGUGAUGACGUACGACUUAGAACCACCGUUGAAACGAUUCAGGUUUGCAUCUGAUGAAACUAGCAAUUAAUAUUUUUUCAUGUUUGAACUGUGAUGAAUGUUCCUACCAAAUUGUUUGUUUAAUUUUUGUUAACAGUUUAUGUGAUAUAAUUUUGUUUUGUUUUGUAUUAUGUGUUAAAUUUACAGCGUAAGUUACAUGUUGCCAUAGUAGCAUUUAGAUUUAUAUCACAAAGAUACUGGAUUUUUUAUACAAAAAUAGUGCAUAUUAGUUCUUUUAUGCAGUAUUUUCAGUUAUUUGUGAAGGUCUCACCCUUUAUAUUAUUCACUUUUAUACCUUAUAUUGACAACUUAUUGCUUAGUAAUAUUGGCUGAUUACCUAUUAGCAGUUUAGCAGUUACCUUACGAAAACAAUGACUUGUUUUUGUAUUAAUUUUUGUUCAACUUUUCAUGUAUAUUCUAUUUUUGUACUUUCUGUAUUUUUGAUAUAUAAAUGUGUUUUCUUGAACAGAA
Messenger RNA from Phaedon cochleariae (mustard beetle), 2369 nucleotides. The record is from the annotation of a GenBank genome assembly. Lineage: Eukaryota; Metazoa; Arthropoda; Insecta; Coleoptera; Chrysomelidae.